AUGUUAACAUUUGAUAAAUGCUUUGUGGGAAAUAUCCACCAACUUCUUGGCUCUUUACCUCACUAUUCACUCAGAGACUUGGCCAAGAAGUAUGGGCCAUUUAUGUACCUAAGAUUUGGGGAAGUUCCAACCAUAGUAGUCUCUUCCCCAGAGUUUGCCAAAGAGGUGAUGAGAAAUCAUGAUGCCACUUUUGCAUCAAGACCCCAGAGUUUGUACUCACAGAUUAUGUUGUAUGGAAAUUCUGACAUAGCCUUUGCUCCCUAUGGUGAGUAUUGGAGACAGCUUAGAAAACUAUGUAUGAAAGAGCUUUUGAGCACAGCUAGAGUUCGAUCUUUCAGACACAUUAGAGAAGAAGAGAUGCAUAAUCUCAAGGAAUGGAUUGCUUCAAAUGUUGGAUCGGCUAUCGAUCUUAGUGAUAGGAUUCAAACUUCAACGUAUGGAAUCACUGCUCGGGCUGCCUUUGGUAAGAAAAGCAAAGACCAUGAAGAGUUCAUAUCAAUUGUGGAGGAAAGUGUUAAGUUAGCAGGAUGCUUUAAGCUUAUGAUAGGCCACCGAUCACCUAUGUUUACUCUAGGAAGUAUAAGGGCAAACGUGAGGGUGAGCAGUAGAGAAUAA
Molecule: messenger RNA, 615 nt
Organism: Humulus lupulus (European hop)
Lineage: Eukaryota; Viridiplantae; Streptophyta; Magnoliopsida; Rosales; Cannabaceae
Product: cytochrome P450 71D11-like
Exons: 2
Coding region: 1-615 (204 amino acids)
Molecular function (GO): heme binding; oxidoreductase activity, acting on paired donors, with incorporation or reduction of molecular oxygen; iron ion binding
Source: RefSeq, a predicted model, not a curated record